Molecule: messenger RNA, 1797 nt
Organism: Nicrophorus vespilloides
Lineage: Eukaryota; Metazoa; Arthropoda; Insecta; Coleoptera; Silphidae
Product: S-methyl-5'-thioadenosine phosphorylase
Exons: 8
Coding region: 169-1779 (536 amino acids)
Biological process (GO): nucleoside metabolic process
Cellular component (GO): cytosol
Molecular function (GO): S-methyl-5-thioadenosine phosphorylase activity; monooxygenase activity; iron ion binding
Source: RefSeq, a predicted model, not a curated record
UGCACUUGUGCAAUUGGCGUGUGCAGAACGAAAUGCGGCGAUACUGAACUGCACGUACCAGUUGCGAACUUGAUCUUGUUUUGUUGCAUUAGAUUUAGUGAACGAGCGGCGGAGUCGUCGAGAAGAGUCAAGAGCCUUCGCGAAUUGGAAUGUCAAACAAUUAGCACGAUGAUUCCGAGAACGAUGCUGAAUUUUCAAAUAAGACGCUCGAUAGCCACGAGCCACCUGAACUCGAGGUCCAGCGUGGAAGCGAUCGAGACCAAAGCUACGUACUACCAGGAGCAAAUCGAUAAAUACCAGGAUGACGAGAAGCCGAGCAACUGGAACGAGUCGAAACCCUACAACAGCAUCCCAGGUCCGAAACCUUGGCCCAUCGUUGGUAAUAUCUGGCGCUUCUUCUACGGCGAAUUCAAAGGGAAGAACAUGGCCGAAAUCAGCAAGCACUUGAGGAAUACGUACGGCGAUAUCGUCGUGCUGAACAAACUGAUAGGCAUCCCCGAUAAGGUGUUCCUGUAUAACGCUGAAGACAUCGAGAAGAUGCACAGAAACGAAGGCCUUUGGCCUCAAAGAGACGCCCUCCAUUCAAUCUUAUAUUACAGAACUGUCCUGAGGAAAGAUAUAUUUCAAGAUAAACCUGGUUUAACAGCAAUGCAAGGUCAGGACUGGUUCAAAUUUCGCACAGUCGUAAAUCCCAUUCUGAUGCAGCCCAGAACAACGAUCAAGUACGUUGGUCAGAUGGACACGAUCGCUGACGACUUCCUUAGGCAAAUUCACAGGCUGUACGAAAUAAACCCAGAGAUGCCCGAGGAUUUUGAAUUGCUGAUCAACAAGUGGACCUUAGAAUCAAUCACAUUUUUAGCCAUUGACAAAAGAAUUGGAUGUCUCGAAGAUCAUCCGACUGAAGAAAUCCAGACUUUCCUAGCCAGCACCGUCGGCGUCUUCAAGCAGAUGUAUAAGCUGGACGUCCUUCCAUCUCUUUGGAAGGUUUACAGCACGAAGGAUUGGAAACUUUUCGUCAAACACAUGGACUUCAUUACCAACACUCUACUCAAAUACGUGGACGAAGCUUUUCAGUCAGUCAAAGACAACCCUGAAAUUAAAGACAAGUUCAACAAGAGUAUUUUCGAUAAAUUCUUAGAGCUGGACAGAAAGGUUGCUAUCACCAUGGCAAUUGAUAUGAUGACUGGCGGAAUUGAUACAACGAGUAAAACAUUUGCCGCGACAUUAUAUUUCCUAUCGACGAAUCAGGGGCCUCAAACUAAACUGAGGGAGGAACUAAAAAUGCUGAUGCCCAAUAAGAAUACGCCCAUUACCGCGGAAAUCUUGGAGAAAGCCAAAUACUUGAAAGCUGCAAUCAAAGAAAGCACCCGAUUGGCUCCGAUUGCUGUUGGAAAUAUGCGAAAGACGCAGAAGGCUCUGGUAUUGUCAGGAUACCAAAUACCGAAAGGGGUGGAUCUUUUAUCCGGGGCCAUAGCUCUGCACCACGACGAUAAGCAAUUCAAGGACAGCAAGAAAUACAUGCCCGAAAGGUUUCUGCGCACGACCACUUGCGAAUAUUCGGUGAAGAACACGAAUCCAUUCGUUUUUCUGCCGUUCGGAUUCGGAUCGAGAUCGUGCGUCGGCAAGAGGUUGGCCAAUUUGGAGUUGGAAAUUGCUUUGGCGAAGAUUGUGAGGAACUAUUACUUGGAUUGGAAGAGGCCGGAGAUGAAGUUCAAUACAACGCUGAUCUACGGAACAGCGGAUCCGUUGAGAUAUCAUUUGAGAGCUGUGGAGGACUAAAACUUUGUUUAUUCGUAA